CAACAUUUGGAAAGGAGAACGGAGGGGAGAAAAGCAGGACUUACUAGAAGCUGAAGAAUUACGUUAUUUCCUGCCUCAGGCCUUUUACGCCUUAGCCGAUGGAUCUUCAAAAGACCUCAAGCAGUCGAGCGGGCUGCCGGAUUGGGAUUGGUUACAAACGAUGAAUCUCUAUUCGACAGACGAUGGACUAGCAAAUGAACCAAUCGAGCUGAUUCAUACAGCCUCUGUUGAAGAGUUGUCAGCUCACGACUUUUUAAGGGUUUCCAAAUUGCAUUCGGCACUACCAUUCUUGACUCGUUUUGCAAUAGGAAAGAAGUCCAGGAUGUUGUGAGUAAUGCAAUAGCGCAACCACUAAACUUGACGACGGGUGGAGACACGAGCUACCGUUUCUCUGUCGCCUUACACAAAUGGCCAGUUUUCCCUGAUCGAGAACGAAUGAUGCAUACCCAAAGUCGCGCACUCAUGGACUUCUUACUGGACACAGGCUUGAAGUUUCCCACGAGGCAUGAUGCGAUUCUGCACGUUUUCAAUAUAGACCUCCAAAUGGCGGCUGUUGCGUCACAGCAUCACGCUUUUUAUCAACAACAACAAGCCAUUUAUCAACAACAACAAGCCAUUUAUCAACAACAACAAGCGAUUUAUCAACAACAACAAGCUCUGUAUCAAGGUUUAAGCGCUUUCAACCGACUGCAAGCUGAUGUUGCGCGAGCUGCUGCGCAUGAAGCCGAACAAGUACUUGGGCAGAUGAUGCAAGUAGAUGAUCAUCAUGUGGUAGAUCAUCAUGUGGUAGAAGAACAACUAGACGUAGACGACAGUUGCAUUUCUGCUCCCUCUCGUGGUUUUUUGCAAGGACGCCAUGAACAAGAGCUGCAGGAGGAGGCUUGUCCUCCACUUCGCAGGACUUCGAGUUCGCCAGCCUUCUGCGACUAUACAGGUGAGAGCCUCACGGUGGAGCGACAAGUCGAGUUGGAGGAAAAAGAAAGGAGGAGAGCGUUAGCAAAGGAACGAAGAGAACUUAGACAACUUCGAUUCGCGGAAAUGCGGGAAAAGGAAUCCUUAAGAACUUCUUCACCCUUAUCCAUCUGCAUCAUCCAUCAUCUUAUUAAGCAUCAAUAGUACUACUUUAGUAGUAAGUAGUAGUAGAGUAGUUAGUAACAGCAUCGACUUAAUCUUGGAACUGUUGCUGAUGUCCCACAGCACAAUAGCAAUAGGGUGGAAAGAACAGUCCACCCUUUGCUCCCAAGAUGAUGGAGGAAAAGGAAAUUGGGGUCCUCGUAAGCUCUAAAAAUGAAAAGAAAAAUGAUACAACAAC
Messenger RNA from Amoebophrya sp. A25, 1312 nucleotides. Lineage: Eukaryota; Dinophyceae; Syndiniales; Amoebophryaceae. The record is from the annotation of a GenBank genome assembly.